Molecule: messenger RNA, 1008 nt
Organism: Elaeis guineensis (African oil palm)
Lineage: Eukaryota; Viridiplantae; Streptophyta; Magnoliopsida; Arecales; Arecaceae
Source: RefSeq, a predicted model, not a curated record
AAACAAGGAUAAGAGACGAGAGAAUGGAUGAGACCGUUAUAACUAAAACCAUGCUUUUUCUUUUUUAAGAUCCAAAACCUACCACCGAAAAAAAGAAGAGCAAAGGGGAGAUAUGGGGAUCCAGCACCAGCUUUUGAGGAAUGCAUCCCAGGCUCCAUCCAAAACCCUAAUAGCUCUCACUCCCCAGAUCCCCCCUGCCCGGAUUCCAGUCUACGUUCACUCUUCCAGGUGCAGCACCGCAUUAAGUAGAUCUUUCUACAGAAUCCCUUUAAAUUCUACAAUAAACCCGCCCAAGAUCAGCACUUUAUCCGCACCCAAGCCGAGGUUGGUGUUGUCUCAUCCGAGCCAGAGGGUUGGUGUUGUGAUGGCGUCGACGGGUUCCGUCCAGAAAUCGGAGGAGGAAUGGAGGGCGAUCCUCUCGCCGGAGCAGUUUCGGAUCCUUCGGAUGAAGGGAACUGAAUACCCAGGCACUGGUCAAUAUGACAAAUUCUUUGCUGAGGGCAUAUAUGAAUGUGCUGGUUGUGGGACCCCACUUUACAAAUCCACUGCCCAGUUCAAUUCUGGGUGUGGCUGGCCAGCUUUCCACGGGGGUCUUCCUGGAGCCAUAAAUCGCUCGUUAUGCUCCUUUUUGUAUUAUUUUUCAGCAAUGUAUUCUUUUUCAUGCUUCCCUUCAGCCAAUUCAUCUGUGUUUACAAUAAUAGUUUAACAAGUGUGACUUAUGCUUUCAGUCUGAUCCUGAUGGAAGGAGAACGGAAAUAACUUGUGCAGCUUAUGGUGGGCAUUUGGGUCAUGUGUUUAAAGGCUAGGGGUUUAACACACCAACUGAUGAAUGUCAUUGUGUCAAUAGCAUUUCGCUCAAGUUCACUCCUGCCUCCUAAGCAGCUACUUUUCUCUCAUGUUUAUUAUAUGUGAUGCCUUCCUAGAUAAAUUAUAUAGUUGACUUAUGUAUAAGGAUCUAUUAUCUUCAACUGCUACUUAUUGUCAAUUUAUGAAUUGGAUCUAUUAUCA